GGCUGAUGCACUUAAAGGAGGACUCCAUCAAAGGGAGCAAGCCAAAGCUACCACUACCACUCAGGCUUUCCCUGCUUGGAAUCUGGAAUCUGGACAGGGACUCCAGGCAGCCCAUAAUGAAAACCCAUACAUUCCCAUAAAGCAGACAAUGCCCUAAGCAGCUGGUACUGUUAUUCAGAAAGACCCAUGAGGGCCUGAGUGUUCAUUUCCUUGUGACACUGAGAAGACAGUCGCAGGAUUUGGGUGGCUUUCUAGAAGAUGACCAUAGAGGACCUUCCAGAUUUCCCACUAGAAGGAAACCCUUUGAUUGGAAGAUACCCGUUCCUGUUUCCAGGCGCUGAAGCACCAGUUAUCUUCUCCAUCUCGGCAGCACCAAUGCCUUCCGACUGCGAGUUUUCUUUCUUUGAUCCUAAUGAUGCGUCAUGCCAGGAGAUUCUCUUUGAUCCCAAAACUUCAGUUUCCGAAUUAUUUGCCAUUUUAAGACAGUGGGUUCCUCAGGUCCAGCAAAACAUUGACAUUAUUGGAAACGAGAUUCUUAAGAGAGGUUGCAAUGUGAACGAUAGAGAUGGCUUGACGGAUAUGACUCUUUUGCAUUAUACCUGCAAAUCUGGAGCUCACGGCAUUGGUGACGUUGAGACAGCCAUCAAGUUUGCGACCCGGCUCCUGGACCUGGGGGCUGAUGUCAGCUUGCGCAGUCGCUGGACCGACAUGAACGCCUUGCACUAUGCUGCCUACUUUGACGUCCCUGAGCUGAUUGGCGUAGUACUGAAGAUGUCAAGGCCAAGAGAUGUGGAUGCCACUUGCAGCGACUUUAAUUUUGGAACGGCUCUGCAUAUUGCUGCAUAUAAUUUGUGUGCAGGUGCUGUAAAAUGCUUAUUGGAGCACGGAGCAAAUCCUGCAUUUAGGAACGACAAAGGACAAAUCCCCGCCGACGUCGUCCCAGACCCCGUGGACAUGCCCCUGGAGAUGGCCGAUGCCGCGGCCACUGCUAAAGAAAUCAGGCAGAUGCUCCUGGCUGCAGUGCCCCUGUCGUGUAACAUCCCCAAGGGCCUCCUGCCCAACUACGAUCCCGUCCCCGGCAGGACGAUGCUUGCAUCACUCGGCCUAAAGUUGGGGGACCGUGUUGUCAUCGCAGGACAGAAGGUUGGGACGUUAAGAUUUUGUGGAAAAACUGAAUUUGCUAGUGGACAGUGGGCAGGCAUUGAAUUGGAUGAACCAGAAGGAAAGAACAAUGGAAGUGUUGGGAAAAUCCAGUACUUUAAAUGUGCCCCCAAGUAUGGUAUUUUUGCACCUCUUUCAAAGAUCACCAAAGCAAAAGACAGAAGGAAGAAUACCACUCAUGCAGCUUCCACAAAAGCUGUCCCUCUCACCCGGUCCCAGAAGGUAGAUGUCACUCACGUCACGUCGAGAGUGAACACUGGAUUGAUGACAUACAAGAAAGACAGUACAUCCGAAUCCACACUUUCGUUGCCUCCUGGUGAAGAAUUGAAAACCAAAACAGAGAAAGAUGCCACAGUGCUCGGGUCAGCCAGCUCUUCCUCCUCCACGUCUUCCCUGGAGCACAAACAGAACAACCCCAAGAAAGUGAACACCAGCGGCCGGGCCAAGAAGACCUUGAGCAAAAGCCCAUCUCUGUCUUCUCGAGCCAGUGCUGGUUUAAAUUCCUCAGCAACAUCUGUAACCAAUAGCUCCCGCUGUGACGGGGAACUCCAGCCUGGUGACAGAGUGUUGGUCGUGGGUCAGAGAAUUGGCACCAUCAGGUUCUUUGGAACAACUAACUUUGCUCCAGGCUAUUGGUACGGCAUAGAGCUCGAAAAACCCCAUGGCAAGAAUGACGGCUCCGUUGGAGGUGUGCAGUAUUUCAGUUGUUCUCCAAGAUACGGGAUAUUUGCUCCCCCAUCCAGGGUGCAAAGAGUAUCGGAUUCCCUGGAUACUCUCUCAGAAAUUUCUUCAAAUAAACAGAAUCAUUCUUACCCUGGUUUCAGGCGAAGUUUCAGCACAACUUCUGCUUCUUCCCAAAAAGAGAUUAACAGAAGAAAUGCUUUUGCCAAGUCAAAAACCACUUUGCGCCGCAGCUGGAGCAGUUCCACGGCUGCGGGUGGCCUCGAGGGGAGCGUCAGGCUGCACGAGGGGUCCCAAGUCCUGCUCACGAGCUCCAACGAGAUGUGUACCGUGAGGUACGUGGGCCCCACAGACUUCGCUUCUGGCAUCUGGCUUGGCCUAGAGCUCCGAAGUGCCAAGGGCAAGAAUGAUGGCGCCGUGGGAGACAGGCGCUACUUCACCUGCAGGCCAAACCACGGCGUCCUGGUGCGACCCAGCAGAGUGACCUACCGGGGGAUAAGUGGGUCCAAGCUUGUGGAUGAGAACUGCUGA
Messenger RNA from Ochotona curzoniae (black-lipped pika), 2373 nucleotides. It is a transcript of the gene CLIP4, whose product is annotated as CAP-Gly domain containing linker protein family member 4. Gene Ontology annotation, biological process: cytoplasmic microtubule organization. The record is from RefSeq and is a predicted model, not a curated record. Gene Ontology annotation, cellular component: microtubule plus-end; nucleus; cytoplasm. The transcript has 16 exons. Gene Ontology annotation, molecular function: microtubule plus-end binding. Bases 259 to 2373 code for a protein of 704 amino acids. Lineage: Eukaryota; Metazoa; Chordata; Mammalia; Lagomorpha; Ochotonidae.